AUGCCGCGCGCAAAAGCCAAGAAGCCGGCUCAGUCUGACCCGGCGGACGAAGACGGCGGUCUCGAGGCGUUCGAGUUGCAGAAGAGUGUCGUCGCCCGUCUGGCCAAGGGAGCCCUCCCAGCAGACAUCAAAUUGCAGAAAGAAGUGCCGCUCGCUCUGGUCAAGGGUUCCACCGUCUUCAUCAACUACCUCGCAGCGCUGAGCCACGAUGUCGCCACGGAGCGCAACAAUAAGACGAUCUCGGCGCAGCACGUGUUGGACGCGGUCAAGCAGCUGGGAUGGAACGACGGAGGGGAGCUGCACAAGACGCUGAAGAAGGAGCUGGCGGCCUUCCGAGCGGCGGCCGACGCAAAGAAGCGCGGCGAACCUGCGCCUGCUCCUCCGCCCAAAACCGUCCUCAAGGUCAAGGAGCCUGAGGCUGCACCAGCCGCGUCAACCUCCGAGACGAACGGAGCUGCGCCGGCUGCGGCGGUUGGGGUAGAGGCGGCACCUACGGCGGGAGAAGCUGGAGUCGAGGCGGGAGUGACGGUCUUGCGGGACGACCGCCCGAAUGCAGACGAGGAGAACCUGUACGAAGGCGCAGAAGAGGUUGACGAAGACGCCCUGGAAGAAUACGUUGACGAGGAGGAAGACGAGGAGAUGGAGCAGGCGGGCAGCUCCGGCGUCGAAGAUGAGGUUGCGGAUCGAGGGCUCGAGGCGGACGAGGGCGACGAGGCUUGGAAGGGUGAUGAGUAG
Messenger RNA from Rhodotorula toruloides NP11, 735 nucleotides. Its product is annotated as DNA polymerase epsilon subunit 3. Gene Ontology annotation, cellular component: CHRAC; epsilon DNA polymerase complex. Gene Ontology annotation, molecular function: protein heterodimerization activity; chromatin DNA binding. NCBI's taxonomy places the organism in Eukaryota, Fungi, Basidiomycota, Microbotryomycetes, Sporidiobolales, Sporidiobolaceae. Gene Ontology annotation, biological process: leading strand elongation; heterochromatin formation; DNA damage response. The transcript has 5 exons. Bases 1 to 735 code for a protein of 244 amino acids. The record is from RefSeq and is a predicted model, not a curated record.